AUGGUAAAUGCACAAAGAAAGGAUUGGUCUGAGAAGCUGGAUGAUGCAUUUUGGGAGUAUAGAACUGCAUAUAAAACACCCAUAGGGACUUCUCCCUAUCACAUAGUGUUCGGCAAAACAUGUCAUCUUUCAGCAAAAUUAGAACACCAAGCAUAUUGGGCGAUAAAGAAGUUAAAUCUUGAUCUUGAGCUGGCUGGUAGGAAGAGAGUGGAUCAACUACAUGAACUUGAGGAGUUUAGGCUUCAUGCGUAUGAGAAUGAAAAGUUUUACAAACAAAAGAUGAAAAGGUGGCAUGCUAAGCACAUAAUUCCUCGCACUUUCACUCUGGGAGAAAAGAUACUACUUUUUAACUCUAGAUUAAGGUUAUUCACCAGAAAACUAAGGUCUAAAUGGAGUGGUCCCAUCGAAGUGGUAAGGAUGACACAACAUGGUGCCGUUGAACUUUAA
Molecule: messenger RNA, 447 nt
Organism: Solanum verrucosum
Lineage: Eukaryota; Viridiplantae; Streptophyta; Magnoliopsida; Solanales; Solanaceae
Exons: 1
Coding region: 1-447 (148 amino acids)
Molecular function (GO): nucleic acid binding
Source: RefSeq, a predicted model, not a curated record